UCAUGGCUGAUCAUCCAACUCAGUAUCCUGUACCUACUUUCUCUCCAUACCCCCUGAUCCCUUUAGCCACAAGGGCCACAUCUAACUCCCUCUUAAAUAUAGCCAAUGAACUGGCCUCAACUACAUUUUGUGGCAGAGAAUUCCACAGAUUCACCACUCUCUGUGUAAAAAAAUGUUUUUCUCAUCUCAGUCCUAAAAUAUUUCCCCUUUAUCCUUAAUCUGUGACCCCUUGUUCUGGACUUCCCCAACAUCGGGAACAAUCUUCCUGCAUCUAGCCUGUCCAACCCCUUAAGCCCUUAACCCCAACUCCUUGAGCAGGCCUGUAUCCUGAACUUAUUAUUCACCAUACAGUCCCAGGAUAGUCAGCUUUCAUUUGGUCUUGUGUUUCAGAUGCGUUAAGGCCUUCUCCUCAUGGCUCCGCCGGUGGUCUUGGGGGGUGCAGAGAGCUGGUCGAUGGGCACCGCGCCCUACGCCGUGAACCUGGACCUGUUCUACGCCAUGAGCUUCCUGCUUCUCGUCCUCCUGCUGAUCUCCUGCGGUACCUGCAUGAGGAAGUCAGCUGGGUUCUCGACUUACGGUAGCUACACGGAAGACAAAGACAACUCUCAGCUUCUCCGGGUGACACAGAUAGAUGAUGCUCAUCUGAAGGUCAUCUGCAAUCCAACGCUCAGGGAAGGUUCCCUCCAUUCACGAAAAGUAAGCUGGCAGAAUGAGAUGCCUCAUGAGCCCGCCUCCGUCCAGCAGAGUCGGGCACUCCCGGAGAUUCCUGGAAGCUCUGCCUCUAAGGAGGAUUCGGAGGGAAAGGGAGACCCCGUGUACCAGACGGCCAGUGACCUGGAAACUCCGAGCCAUAACGUCGAGGAAGAGGCAGUGGAACUGCCCUAUGCCACCUCGAAUCACUUCAGCCUGGAAGCCCCCGAGGACGUGCUCCUCCUCGAGGAGGAGGUUGCAGAGCAGGAGACCAGGAAGGCCGACAUAGAGCCGGAUAAAGUGAUGGCCCUGUAUGCUCGAGUGAGCAAGAAGGUGAAGAACUCUCCGGCCUUGGAUCCUCCCAGUCCUUCCACACCUCCCGAGAGCAAGGAGCGUGAGGAGCAGCCUCCACCGGUCCCUGAAAAGCUCUUCGACGAUGGUGACGUGGUGAUGAGUGAGGCAUCAGGUAACCAGAGGUCGGAGCCUGGAUGCCGGGUGACCGGCGACUCCUCCACGGAUCCCUCAGAGGCUGGGUCGCAAGCGGGCCCAGAGCCGGACAGAGACCGCGGGUGAAGCGUACCGGAGCACCGGGGGUGGACGGGCUGCCGUCGACAGUCCUGGAAAAAGCCGAACUAAGCAGCACACGGCCGGCGGGACAGAGGUGCGGCCGCCCGCCCGGCAGGGUGGACCAUGGCCGGGGAAGGAAGGCACAGGCAGCCCACCAUCCAACAACUGGCCGGCACACACAGACCAGUGGUGAUGUGCUCACCACGUUAACUGACUGGGUCGGGGCUGGUUUGCUGG
Molecule: messenger RNA, 1494 nt
Organism: Leucoraja erinaceus (little skate)
Lineage: Eukaryota; Metazoa; Chordata; Chondrichthyes; Rajiformes; Rajidae
Exons: 5
Coding region: 412-1263 (283 amino acids)
Source: RefSeq, a predicted model, not a curated record